AUGACUUCUCAUCCAACAAAAGAUUUAAAUCAACUUCGAAUAACACCACAAGAUGUCGUCGAUUUAAUUUAUGAUACAUUAGAAUGUUUACAUGAUAUUCUGAUGAAAAAUAAUAUACCAUAUACAAUAUUUUGUGGUACUGCUUUAGGUGCUGAACGACAUGGUGGUCUCAUUCCCUGGGAUGAUGACGCUGAUACAGCUAUUUUGAGUGAAAGUGAACAAAAAUUUGUGGAAUUAUCAGAUAUAUUUGCUAGUCGAGGUUUUAUUUUGAGUAAAGCAUUAUUUGUAGGAUAUCGUCUUUAUCAUGAAAGUUUAACUAAACUUCGUGCACACGAUCAAUAUCCAUUUCCAUUUGUUGAUAUAUUUUUAUUAAAUGAUACAGGUACAAGUUAUGAAUGUUCAAGUAAUGAAGCACGUAUCUAUUGGCCUCAGGUACCAUUACUAUAUGGUUGUUUUGAUCAUCUUGUUAAUGUUCAAUUUGGUCAUUUAACACUUCGUGGUUUAUCAGCAAACGAUAUGAAACAACAUUUAGACGAUAAUUACGGAAAAGAUUGGCCUUAUGUUGCAUGGAGAGAAUGGGAUCAUUAUUUGUAG
Molecule: messenger RNA, 594 nt
Organism: Rotaria sp. Silwood2
Lineage: Eukaryota; Metazoa; Rotifera; Eurotatoria; Philodinida; Philodinidae
Source: the annotation of a GenBank genome assembly